Penicillium chermesinum is the source of this 357-nucleotide messenger RNA. RefSeq names its product RNA polymerase II mediator complex head subunit MED22. Gene Ontology annotation, cellular component: mediator complex. The record is from RefSeq and is a predicted model, not a curated record. Gene Ontology annotation, molecular function: transcription coregulator activity. Gene Ontology annotation, biological process: regulation of transcription by RNA polymerase II. NCBI's taxonomy places the organism in Eukaryota, Fungi, Ascomycota, Eurotiomycetes, Eurotiales, Aspergillaceae. The transcript has 4 exons. The coding region runs from base 1 to 357 and encodes 118 amino acids.
AUGGAGUCUCAACCCUCAGCGAAAGCGCUACACAAUCGCAUCAAUGCCGACAUCUCUCAACUGCUUCAGCGAUUCGAAAAUAUCAUGGCCACAGCGACAGUCGAUAACCCCAGCUACACAUCCACCGCUGUCGAGACGUAUCAAUUAGAUGUCGAGUCAACAGCUCUGAUCCGCGCCGCCGAAGAUAUCCUUGCUUUGACCCGGACGAUGAAGGAGACAUGGUUGUUCGGCAAGCUCGAUACACUGGGUGAAGAUGAACAUGAUGUGGAGCGACGAGAGAAGCUCGAGAAUGACGUUCAGGCCGUCCAGAAAGCCAUUGAGGAAGGCGUGCUGGCGAAAUUGUCGCCGGCGCAGUGA